AUGCCGAUCAACCUUUUACAUUGUAUACAACACCAGGCUUCCCUGACUAUCGUCCAAGCCCCCUUCGUCUACACCAUACACUCCGAGACUCCAUCCUUCCCCAUCAAGAUCAUGGCCUCACAACAGCAAUCACUAACAACCUCGUUCCCGGCCAACGUGGACGACGUGGUUUCGGACCCUGAGUCUCUCAUCCGUCUCCUGCGCGCCUACGACCCUGCCUUUGAUGGCGCACAGGCGGUGAGAGCUGCCUACGAGGACGCUCUUGUUCGGCACCACAAUGACAUGAUGGACCAUGAUCUGGAUGACACCGAUGACCAUGACCACAGUCAAGCCACCUUCAGUCGCGGCCUCACGGGGAACGCCCUCGUCGACUGGGUUACCACCCAUAUCAGCUCAGACACUUUGCUCUCUGUCGACGAGAUGGACCAGUACGCCGCCCUCGAACGGGCCGGGCUCCUGCCACACUUGGAAGCCACCCUUGCCCAGUCUGGUCUGAAACCCAGCGAUCCGUCCAAAAUCCCUCCCCUCAGCGAUCACCAGAUCAGAGCGGCCACCCAGGAACUCAUGCGAUCAACUAGUCUCAUCACCCGCCAGACCGAGGCCCUGCGCGAGCAACAGGACCACCUCGACCGGCUCGUUGCCGAGCACAAGAGGGAUACCCAAGCCAGGGCCGCCUUGGAGGUUCAGCAGCUCAAGGGGCUGGAGGAGCGACAGAGGGACUUGGUCCAGUCGGUGGUGGAACUAGCCCUGUUCCUGGGCGACAAGGUUGAUGAACUGGAGGCCCAGAAUGAAGAACGGAAAGCCGACGUCGAAACGCUGGUCGAUGGCAUGUUUCACUCGGAUGACCAUGUCUUGUCAAGUCUCCAGAAAUUAGGGGACCAGUUGAGUAGGUCUUGUUCUGGCGAGGACGCCAGCAAGGCGGAGGAAGACAUGGUCAAGAGUUUGCGUGACAUUUGCGCCAGAAUGAUCAAGUUCCACGUGGAAGGGAUCAGAACGAGGUUGGAUAGAAUCUACCUCGAGACCCUUCAUGCCGCGGUAGAGUCGGGGGCUGGGGAUCAUGGUAGCACCGUCACGGUGGAGGAUGUCGCUGCUGUCCAGCGAGAGUUGGAGGAACUCUACACCGAGAUCCUUCCAGUCGGUCAGAUGUCAAUCGAGCACCAGUUCUUGCGACCUGCUCUUGAUGAUCUAGCAGCCAAGAACGGUCGCAGACUUGAGCAGUCGACACAAGCAGCGCAUUACGUGGGUUAUCCGUACUUACCUCUUGUCAAGCCAAGCUAA
Neurospora tetrasperma FGSC 2508 is the source of this 1278-nucleotide messenger RNA. RefSeq lists its product as uncharacterized. The coding region runs from base 1 to 1278 and encodes 425 amino acids. The record is from RefSeq and is a predicted model, not a curated record. Lineage: Eukaryota; Fungi; Ascomycota; Sordariomycetes; Sordariales; Sordariaceae. The transcript has 4 exons.